Molecule: messenger RNA, 906 nt
Organism: Aspergillus alliaceus
Lineage: Eukaryota; Fungi; Ascomycota; Eurotiomycetes; Eurotiales; Aspergillaceae
Exons: 2
Coding region: 1-906 (301 amino acids)
Biological process (GO): regulation of DNA-templated transcription
Molecular function (GO): DNA-binding transcription factor activity
Source: RefSeq, a predicted model, not a curated record
AUGAGUCCGAAUCUACGACGGGUUUUGGUUGGCAACAAAUCUGGAACUUCUAAAGGUCUACUCCCAAAUAUCGCCCUGCUGUAUCGUAUUCUCAACGGCCGCGUUGUACAGGCCCUCAAACUCGUCGCACCGGAUUCGUGGGUAGACUCGGAGUCUGCAAAAAUCGGUGACCCCUUGUCAGGAGAUGUAGAUGUGGCAGAGAUCAACAUAGAUUUGCACAGUAAGAUCUUAGCCCAAGUCUUAGCCCAAGGCUUCAUGGACGCUCAAAUUAAUGGCGCUUUUGGCUUUAGCUCCUCCAACUUCAAUUGUCUCACCAACCCCAAAAAAUUCCAGAAUGGGUCGCAUCAUUUCAAUCGCGUCAUUCUUUCUCAGAUCAAGAGCAGCACCUUACCCAGAGAAGACCCAGAUUUGGUAGUCCUAGAAGAUGAUCAUGGCUAUAUAGCUCGGCUUGGUGACAGCCCUGCAGUCGAAAGCGAGCCUUGUGAGAUUCGUGUCACACACACUGCAACGGAGAGCAUCAACGCGGAUGAAGACAAGAUGAUCACUGUGCCAAAGUCAAACAGGGAAGGCAAGGCGCCCGCAGGCCCUAUAGCCCAUGUGCCAACCAACACAAAAGUGGAUACGCGUGGCUAUUAUAUUGCCCCUAUCCCAUUCUCCUGGCUUAGGCUCCAAUUCCGAUCCACGACCGCCAAGGGUGGUGGUUGCAAAGAGAAAAGCACUGAGCAGUAUUUUACGGUUCACAUUCGUAUUUUCUCUCUCUUUCCGCCCCUCUCAGAAGCUUUAUUGCCAGAGAAGCUCAGUGCGCCUAUUGUCGUGCAUGAAAAGUCUCCAACGAGCUUCUCAAAAACAAAGGCAUCUCUGAUCAAUCUGGAGCGCUCACCAGAUGAUAUUGGCCCCAGGAAGUAA